AUGAGGAGACUACCUCCCCGACUGCUGGCCUCGAUACCACACGCAAGCCCGUGGGGCGCUGUGCCCCUCUUACUCUCGUCUUCUGUCGCAAACCACACACUUCAAAACCUGAGGGCGGGACCACGAUUACGAGUCGUUGCGCAAUGGCAAUGGCACCCUCAAUGGCAACAACAGCGUGCCGGCUUCUUGACGGGGCCGGCAUCGUUUCAUCCCGCCGACAACGACACAAGCCGCGCCAGUCCCUCUCCCACGAUUGCUCGUGAAGCCUCUACUUCGCCAACGCCAACGCUUCCUGGCCUCGAAGAAGCUGGUCAUGAUGAACAGUCACCUGCUGGACUCCACGAGGACGGAAUCACCGAGGAAGAGCUACCUAAGCUUCCCUUCCGCUUCGACACGGGCAUUGGUCUAUACGCAAAGCGACCGCCUCGCCCUUUCCCACCACCAUUCCUCUCGCCACCCUCCGGUUCUUUCAGCGACCCUCUCAGUACGCAUGAUCGCAGUCGAGAUCGCCGCGCGGCUUAUGUCAACGGGAAGUUGAUACGAGGUUACACCAACGGCGACGAUGCUGUAUUUGCCAGCAAAUACUUUGUUUGCGCAAACGACGGCGUGGGCGCAUGGAGUACACGACCCCGAGGGCAUGCUGGCCUCUGGUCCCGACUAAUAUUGCACUUUUGGGCCAGCGCAGUGUUCGAGGACGCCGUACGACAAGGCGACACUUACCGCCCCGACCCGAUCGCAUAUCUACAACAAGCGUACGAACAAACAAUGGAAGCGACGGCAUCACCGAACGACUGGCAAGGCACGACGACAGUUGCGGGCGCACAGCUACAUUACCGUCGCAAGCUGGGAGAACCUGGUCAGGACGUUGCUGAGUCUGACAAGGGUUCCGCAAGUGGAGGUGCCACGAACCUGACAGAUGGGGAUCGGCCAUCUUAUCAGAGCACCGAUAGCGCUGGCCAUGCUAAAGUACAGGGCGAGACCGAGAAGCUGGACAACAGCGGAGGAAGCGAUGUGGAGCCGCUGCUUUACGUCACCAACCUUGGCGACUCGCAGGUGAUGGUUGUGCGGCCGUCGACACGCGAAAUCGUGUACAAGUCGACUGAGCAGUGGCAUUGGUUCGAUUGCCCGCGUCAACUGGGCACCAACAGUCCCGACACACCCCGUACAAUCGCAGUGGUGGACGAGGUACCAAUACAAGAGGGAGAUGUUAUACUAGCCAUGUCGGAUGGUGUUAUUGACAACCUUUGGUCGCAUGAGAUCUCGGAGAAGGUCUGUGAGUGCAUGGAGAAAUGGCGGGCGGGCGAAGUAAAAGUGAGCAAGGGCGUUCUACGGGGGACCGUGCUGGACAAUGAUGCUGGCAUGAUGGGAUUCGUGGCGGAGGAAUUGAUGGAAGCCGCAAAAGCCAUUGCUUUGGAUCCGUACGCGGAGAGUCCAUUCAUGGAACAUGCUAUUGAAGAAGGUCUUGCCAGUGAAGGCGGCAAGCCAGACGAUAUCAGCGUCAUCGCAGCCAUUUGCAAAAGGAACGACUGA
Messenger RNA from Neurospora hispaniola, 1530 nucleotides. Its product is annotated as phosphatase 2C-like domain-containing protein. Gene Ontology annotation, biological process: protein dephosphorylation. The transcript has 3 exons. The coding region runs from base 1 to 1530 and encodes 509 amino acids. The record is from RefSeq and is a predicted model, not a curated record. Gene Ontology annotation, molecular function: protein serine/threonine phosphatase activity. NCBI's taxonomy places the organism in Eukaryota, Fungi, Ascomycota, Sordariomycetes, Sordariales, Sordariaceae.